GCAUUCCGUGGGUAAUGCCCCACUAAACCCAGUAUUAUCAGGCUGAGAAGAACAUAGAUACCAGUAAAUGUUUAUGUUGGUUUCUGGUGGUUUUGUAAUGUGUUUUGGCUUUUCUUGAUGGGUUGAUAUCACAGUGUAAAGGAUUGUAAUGGUCAGGUCACCUGGGACUGAUUCCAGAUGCAUUUGAUGGGUUCCUAAUGUGAUGUAAAGGUGUCUUAAAGGAAAAUAGUGGUCUCUAAUGGGUAUCCUUAAGCCCAUUCCCAUUACGAAGCAAAAACAUUAGGUUUUAAUUCUAGUGGUUCUAAUGGUAUGUAGGGUAUGUACAUGCUUCUAUACUGACAAGAGGCAAAAAUAAGUGAAAGUGCAGUUUGUGAUUUGCUUAACGUAAAAGAGGUUUGCAUGAAUCACCUUGUAUUAACUGCAUUUAGGGAUGCGCUGUAUGUUGUAUAAAGGUAAAUGAGCAGAUUUGCUAAAUGAGCAGAUCUUCGGUGAUUUGUGUAAAUGUUGCUCCUGUUGAUUCUCUCUUAAAUGUGUGGCUUAUUUGGAAAAAAAAGGUGAGGACCACUGCUGUACAGAUUUAGGCCUACUAAACAUUUCUCACAUGUGUGUUCCUAUUUUUGUCUGCCAUGCAGAAAUGUAACAAUACACUCAGCCCCAGACUCGGGACGGGAUUAGUUCGGACAGGAUUAGUUUUAGGUGUAAUGUAAUUUUUGAAUCUGAGUGAUUUUGUCAUGUCAGUAAAGAUUCUGACCCUUUUUACUUUAUAUAAAAUUAGCUGUAGGAAUAAAACGAAAUUAUAUUAAUCCUUUAUGAAUUGACAUGUCAUUAAAAUGCUCUUAUUUAAAUCCAGAGAAAACAAUCUACGUGCCAUCCUAAUGUUCUGUAAAGUUAUAAAGACCAGAAUGUACAAUUUAUUGGUAUCUUUAAUUGUCUGAAGUGUGCACAAGUUGAAAAUGUCCUUUAUGCAGCUGCAUGAACAGGUAUCCGUACACUCAUUGCGAGGUUGAGGAGUGAAAACCAGACUCAGAUCAGUUUCAUAAACCUUCCACAACAGCUUUAAUAGAAGCAAAGCUGUUGGCUGUGGAGUCCCCAUAAAUAGUCUACACCUUUAUCUCUUGUUGAAGUCACAUUAGCUCCAAAGGUCACUUAUUUCAUAACUUUCGCUAUUAUAGCGUCAGCAAACUGCAGUGGCCGUCACAGUAGAGAAGUUCCAGCAUAUCUGUUAUUAUUUGCCAUCAUCUGAUUAAAUAUGAGUGCUUCUAGAGAUGCCAAGGUCGUGGUGGUGGGUGCAGGAUUUGCAGGUUUGGCUGCAGCAGUCUCUCUGGUCCAGGCUGGUUUUCAGCACAUCCAAAUCCUUGAGGCUAAUGGACGAGUUGGAGGCAGAGUCCACACCACCAGACCAUUCAGCAAGAAUAUUAUAGAACUUGGUGCCAAUUGGAUCCAUGGCCAGGAUGGGAACCCGAUUUUCCAACUAGCCAAAGAAGGUGACUUGUUGGUUGAAGGGAUGACUUCCAGCAAAGUAAUGUGCUUGCCCCGCUCAGUAACUCCCCGUGAUUACUUUUUUAAGCAAGGUGGAAAACAGCUUUCUGCUGAAACUGUUGAUCAGGUGUGCUCCCUGUUCAGUAAACUCACCUCCAAGGCCUUUGAGUCAGAGCUGGAAGACAGACACCGACCCUUAAGUCUGGGGAGUUAUCUUGAUGCUGCCUUUGCCGAAUCACCUUUAGCUGCUUCUGAAGAUUCUGAAAGACAAAGGAUUUUUGAGUGGUGUAAGAGAAGUGAAUGCACAGAUGAGGCAAGUUCAUCGUUAUAUGAAGUGUCUGCAUCGCAGAUUGGUUAUUACAUUGCUCUUGAGGGAGGCUUUUUUAACUCUUUGGGUCCUGGGGGCUACCAGGCAAUAUUAGAUAUUUUUUUGAAACGUUUGCCUUCAGGAAUGAUCCUGAACAAUAAACCAGUGAAGAGCAUCCACUGGGACUUGAAGGAGAAAUCCCAGGGCACUGAGAGCAGAGAGAUGCAUCCUGUGAAGGUGAUCUGUGAGAAUGAUGAGAUAUUUGAAGCUGACCAUGUAAUUGUAACUGUGUCUUUGGGGGUUUUAAAGCAACAGGCAGCAGCUAUGUUUAAACCAGCCUUACCAAAAUCUAAGUUGGAUGCUAUUGAGAGGCUCGGCUUUGGUACGGUGGACAAGAUCUUCCUGUGUUUUAGUGAGAGGUUUUGGCCAGAAGACUGUGCUGGAAUCCAACUCGUGUGGGACGAGGGGCCUGAAGAUAAGUCAGUCUACACUUCUCAAACUGAAGAAGCCUGGAAAGAGACAUGGUUCAAGAAGAUCUGUGGUUUUGAUACUGUGGCCCGCCACCCUACAGUACUCUGUGGCUGGAUCACAGGCAGAGAAGCCCUUCACAUGGAGACUCUUCAAGACAGUGAAGUGGGAGAUACCUGUGUGAGACUGCUCAGGUCCUUCACCGGCUGGUCUGUUCCUGAUGUGUCCCAAGUGCUGAUCUCCAGGUGGGGUUGUGACCCUUGCACCCUUGGUUCCUAUACAUUUGUUCCUCACAAUGUGAAUGCGGUGAAGGAGCAUGAGGCACUAGCAGCACCUCUUCCCCUUCAAAAUAAAGUCCCAGAGAGCAAGCCUCUGCAGGUGCUGUUUGCAGGAGAAGCCACUCAUGUGAACUUCUACACCACCACCCAUGGAGCCUACCUCUCAGGAGUCAGAGAAGCACAGAGACUCAUAAAUCUCUACACUGAUAAGACACUCAGUCAAUAGAGAACAAAAUCCUAACUUUUGUGACUUUCUUUUCAUUGGAGAUUUUUAUGACUGUGCAAUGAUUGACAGACUACAUGAGCAUUAUCUUUGCAUUUUUCAAGGACAUGAGCCAAAGUUGUUGGAGCCCACUGAGUAAGACAUACUCUCUUGGGGCACUAUGACUGACAUAUAUUUGAAGUAUUUGAAACCAUAGGAGCAUUGCUAUCUUUAAUUUUUGAGCAGAUUCCCAGCUUUAUUGUUAAAGGGGUCAGGGUCCCUCCUCUCCCCUUGAACUCAGAUUGUAUGAGUUGAAAUGACAUUAUUACUUGUGAUUAUUGUUAUAGCUCCCCUAACGAACUAAGGGUUUUGAAUUUGAUACAUUUUGUUGCACUUACAAUACAAAGAACAAGGCAGUUCUUACUCAUGAGUACUCAUUUCUUAUCUGUGUUAAUUUACUACACGAAAGGGAAAGCCUGGAAUUGAAAUGUCCCUUUUCCCAAAUUUCAUUCAGUCACCUGGAGAUCAAGGCUAGCCUUACAGUAGCAGGUAGCCACACACGGGAGUCUUCAACUACUCAUCACGGCCCUUAUGAAUCUCUUUUAUGGAUAGCAACCAAUUACUUGUGAUCUCUUAAAUGUUGCAGUACGUAGUAAUAAUAAUUUUAUCUAGGAUCAUUUGCAAUGAUGCUGUAAUCCUACAGAUUUCAUGCACUCCUAUAUCGGAAGGUAAAGAUAAAAUUAGAAAACUGCAGCACAAAAGACUGACGUCUUUAAGCUUCAUAAUUUGAUUUAGUAAAUGAGCUUCGGUCAGCAACAGUUUGUAAUUUUGAUUCCAGGGAACAAUAUUUAAGUUUGUGCUUCCAGGCUUUUGUAUGAUUAAGGAGAUUAAUGUUUAAUCAUGAUCAUUUCAGUGAAUAUCAGUGUUUGCACCUCUACCUCAAACCAUGAGCUCUAAAACGGUUUCUCCGUUUCUGACUCAAGCAAUUCAUAACUAUGUGCCAAAAUCAAAGAAGGGAUUUUGUAUGGCAUUUCAAUGUUUGCAUAUUCUAAAUGCAAAUUACCUGUUAUUAAAUAUAUACUGUACUGCAGUGGA
Messenger RNA from Colossoma macropomum (tambaqui), 3829 nucleotides. RefSeq names its product spermine oxidase-like. The transcript is spliced from 4 exons. The coding region runs from base 1250 to 2758 and encodes 502 amino acids. The record is from RefSeq and is a predicted model, not a curated record. Lineage: Eukaryota; Metazoa; Chordata; Actinopteri; Characiformes; Serrasalmidae. Gene Ontology annotation, molecular function: polyamine oxidase activity.